This is a messenger RNA of Drosophila obscura, 2658 nucleotides long. RefSeq names its product zinc finger protein weckle. NCBI's taxonomy places the organism in Eukaryota, Metazoa, Arthropoda, Insecta, Diptera, Drosophilidae. The record is from RefSeq and is a predicted model, not a curated record. Gene Ontology annotation, biological process: regulation of transcription by RNA polymerase II. Gene Ontology annotation, cellular component: nucleus. The transcript has 4 exons. Gene Ontology annotation, molecular function: zinc ion binding; DNA-binding transcription factor activity; RNA polymerase II cis-regulatory region sequence-specific DNA binding. The coding region runs from base 85 to 1827 and encodes 580 amino acids.
GCAGUUCUAGUUCCAAAUCCGGACUGCAACACAUUUGCACACUGCAGUCUUUAUUUUAUUUACAAAUAAUUGCUAAUUCUAGCAAUGGCCGCCGCCACGCUGAGUGGCCACGAGGCCAGUGCCACCGACUGGCAUCUGUGGUGUCGCCUGUGUGCCAAGAACGACCUGCAGGGCAAUAUAAAUGUGUUUCUGAAGCAUGAGCACACGGGCGGUCCUGGAGAUGGCUCUGGCAGCGAUCUGGCGCUUGCCACAGCUAUUGGCAAGUACUUUUGGGUGGAUAUAACGCGUGGAGAGGAGCUGCCAAAGAUGAUCUGCACCGACUGCCUCACGCUGGUCACAACUUUGGUCAACUUCUCGGAGCGAAUUAGCCGCGUGCAGAAGCUCUACUGCAUUCUACAGGCCAGCGCCAAGCAGGAGCAUGUGAAUCUGCAGGAGCUGCGUUCCAAGUUUGGCCUGCUGGAGGAGGAACCAGAGACCCAAACUGAAGUCCACUAUGUGGAGGAGAAACCCAAGUUGGGGGCACAAGGCGAUCUGCUGAUAGAAGAGUCUGCAUUCGAUAUGAAGAACCCCCUAAAUGAGACGGCAGAGGACCAGGAAGAGGAGCAUGGAGAAGCAACAAGUAGAAGCGAGGAGAAUGAGGACGAGUCGGAGCAGGAAGAGCAAGAGCAAGAGCAGCAGGAACUGGAGAUGCAGCAGGAGCAGGAGCAGGGCUACGAUGAAGAUGCAGUGCUGCUGAAGCUCUGCGAUGCCUAUGGGAUUACCGAAGAUAGUUCCUCGCGCGACAGUCACAAAUGCCCUCCAAGACAGAAGGAGAACCCCGACAAGGCACAUCAGUGCAGCAUGUGCACGCGGGCGUAUGCCAGAGCCAGCACCCUGAACCGACACAUGCGGCAGGACCAUGACAGGAUAUUCGAGCCCAAUCUGCUGGCCUGCGAGGAGUGUCCCAAGAAGUUUCGCACGCGCUACCAGCUGGAGCGGCACAGCCAGGGCCAUCUGCCGAUGCCGAAACGCAAGGUCUAUCCGUGUGCCAGCUGCGACAAGAUGUUUGCCAGCAGCGCCUCCGCCGUGCAGCAUGCCCAGUACAUGCAUUUGGAUGAGCGGCCACGGCCCGUCAUCUGCGAGCAGUGCGGCGUGCGCGUCACGUCCAUCAGCAACCUCAAGGUGCACGUACUCACGCACACGGACGAUGCCCCCUUCGAGUGUGAUGUGUGCAAGAAGUGCUUCAAGAGCGCCAGCCGGCUGAAGCAUCACAAGGAGACGCACGAUCCGCACAAGUACAUCUGUCCCGAGUGUGGCAUGCAGCUGAAUUCGCGCACCACCCUCAAUCGCCAUCGGCUCGUGCACACGGAUCAGAUGCAGCACAAAUGCGACUACUGUGGCAGGGAGUUUAAGCGCGCCAAGGCCCUCAAGAAUCAUCUCAUACUGCACACGGGCCUCAAGCCGUACUCCUGUGACUUCUGCGAUCGCACAUUUGCCAAUGGCUCGAAUUGUCGCACGCACAAGAAGAAGGCCCAUCCCGAGGAGUUGGCCGCCCAGGAGGCGGCUGGCGGUGGCAAGACAUGCAAUCGGAACAUACCCAAAUUGGAGGCGCUGAAAGCUUUCACAAAAAACAAGGAUAAUUUAUCGCCAGUAGCCACCAAGCAGAGCGGUUGCUUUGCCUUUGGCAAGAAGCCCAAGCAGCAGAUCAAAGAGGACGUUAGUCCGCCUGCAGCAGAGCCAGUGGCCGAAGUCAAUCCCCCCACAACAGCAGCAACAACAACGGCCAUACCUAUACCCAUACCCACGAUAGAUACUAUUUACAAUCAUAUUAUGAUUGAUUACCAUUAAGCUUUCUAAGCAAAAACGUAGUUUAAUUUACUUUAAGCAGACUGAUUUGUAGCCUGUUUUGAUUACGUAUUAAUUUAGUUGUAAAAUUUAGUUUUUAAAUAUAUAUUUAUGGAUUCUACACUACAGGAUUCGGCGGGAAAAAAGGUUUCAAAAGGAUUUGCGGCAUGUGGCGUGGCCUGGUGCGCAUGUCCUUGCCGGAGUCGGAGACAACCCCCCCCCCAAAUUUUGUGUGUGGAGUAUAAAGGAAUUUAGUUCAGUUGACAGCGUGCGCUCUCCUCGUGUCCUGCUCUCUCUCUAAGGAUAUUUGUUUAAAUCUCUUUCGUAUUAAAGUGGAAAUAAAAGUGGAAGUAAAAAUGGUUGGAAAACAAUUUAAUAUUUAGUUAAAAACAUGGCCAUUGCGGUCCAUAAACAUUCAGCUUUAUAAAACAAAUAAACUUACAAUUCGUAUAUUAUUUGAAUGGAAGUUGAAAAAUCACAAAAAAAAAUCGAUUUAUCCCCAAUAAAAACAAAGUGCAUUCAAAUAGCCAUUAAAAUAGACUCCAUGCAUAUCUAAUAAAUCAAAAGUGUAUUAAAAGUUGAUGAAUUUAUAGUCUUACUGUGACACAGUGCAAACGUAAAAGCUUUAAAGCAGAAGUUUUUAAAACGAAAAACCACAAUUUGAAUUUGAAUCUACCAAAGAGCAGCGCAGAAAACUGCAUAUAAAUAGAGAUAAUCGCAAAUAAUCUCCAAAUCAAAUAUAUUUAUAAAUAUUCCGAUGUCAUUAAAUCAUAAACUGUUUUACAAGCAAGAGAGAAGCGCAUAAGAAGCCACAUUAUGGAGAUGUUUCAAAAC